UCCUCCUCGUGUUCUGAUCUCUGUCCGCCCUUCGGUGCAGCAGACACCCGCAUUUGCCACGAUGCUCUCAGCCAGUGACUUUGCAUCUGCUUCUUGGGAUCUCGUGGUCCGAGUGGACCAUCCAGAUGAAGAGGAGCAGAAAGACGUCACCCUGCGAGUGUCCGGGGACCUGCACGUUGGCGGGGUGAUGCUCAAGUUAGUAGAGCAGAUCAACAUAGCCCAAGACUGGUCAGACUUUGCCCUUUGGGGGGAACAGAAGCGUUGCUGGCUCCUGAAAACACACUGGACCCUGGACAAAUGUGGAGUCCAGGCAGAUGCAAAGCUUGUCUUCACCCCUCAGCAUAAAAUGCUUCGCCUCCGCCUGCCGAACGUGAAGACGGUGCGAUUGCGAGUCAGCUUCUCUGCUGUGGUGUUCAAAGCUGUCAGUGAUAUCUGCAAAGCCCUGAAUAUUAGAAGACCAGAAGAACUUUCCUUGUUAAAGCCUUCUAGCGACUAUUUUAAAAAGAAGAAGAAAAAAGACAAGAACAAUAAGGAACCCUUAAUUGAAGACAUUUUAAACCUGGAGAGUUCUCCAACAAUUUCUGGGCCACCAGUAAGUCCUGGCUUGUACAGUAAAACCAUGACUCCCACGUAUGACCCCGUCAACGGAACGCCGGUGUCAUCCACCAUGACGUGGUUCAGUGACAGCCCUUUGACCGAACAAAACUGCAACAUCCUCGCAUUCAGCCAACCCCCGCAGUCACCGGAGGCGCUGGCUGAUAUGUACCAGUCUCGGUCUCUGGUCGAUAAAACCAAGCUUAACGCAGGUUGGCUGGACUCCUCGCGUUCCCUCAUGGAACAGGGCAUCCAGGAGGAUGAGCAGCUGCUGUUACGAUUUAAAUACUACACCUUCUUUGACUUGAAUCCCAAAUAUGAUGCUGUCCGAAUAAACCAGCUCUAUGAACAAGCCAGGUGGGCCAUUGUCUUAGAAGAAAUUGACUGCACAGAGGAAGAAAUGUUGAUCUUUGCAGCACUGCAGGUAUGGGAACUUCAGUACCUCCUCUCUGGAAGGAGACAAAGCAAGUUUGUUUUGCUUAAGUUUCAUGGUAUUUAUACUGGCCUUUUCUUGGAAGAAAGCACUAAAAAUGAGGGGAGUGAAUUAGAAUUUUUUUUUUUUUUUUACAGGGGGAGCGCGAUGGUGCUCCCCGGCACUUUUAGGGAAAGAGAG
Messenger RNA from Myotis lucifugus (little brown bat), 1207 nucleotides. RefSeq names its product fermitin family homolog 1-like. Gene Ontology annotation, molecular function: integrin binding. The transcript has 6 exons. Gene Ontology annotation, biological process: cell-matrix adhesion; integrin-mediated signaling pathway. The annotation marks the transcript as partial. Gene Ontology annotation, cellular component: focal adhesion. NCBI's taxonomy places the organism in Eukaryota, Metazoa, Chordata, Mammalia, Chiroptera, Vespertilionidae. The record is from RefSeq and is a predicted model, not a curated record.